Helobdella robusta is the source of this 4144-nucleotide messenger RNA. RefSeq lists its product as hypothetical. The coding region runs from base 1 to 3714 and encodes 1237 amino acids. Lineage: Eukaryota; Metazoa; Annelida; Clitellata; Rhynchobdellida; Glossiphoniidae. Gene Ontology annotation, molecular function: microfilament motor activity; actin filament binding; ATP binding. The record is from RefSeq and is a predicted model, not a curated record. Gene Ontology annotation, biological process: vesicle transport along actin filament; actin filament organization; endocytosis. Gene Ontology annotation, cellular component: myosin complex; cytoplasm; endocytic vesicle. The transcript is spliced from 32 exons.
AUGGAUGACGGCAAGAAAGUCUGGGUCCCACAUCCAACAGACGGAUUCAAAUUGGGAAAAAUUGUCGACAUCUCGAGUGACGGGGUCGUUGUGGAGGUCAUAUCGAGGCCCGGAGGGGGCCAAAAGAUCACGGCCCCCUUCGAUAGGGUCUUCCCCGCGGACGAGUAUGAAGACAAAGAUGUGGAUGAUAAUUGUUCUUUGAUGUACCUGAACGAAGGCACCUUACUGAACAAUAUUAAGAUUAGAUACAUGAAGGAUUCUAUAUACACGUAUGUGGCAAACAUCCUGAUCGCCGUCAACCCAUACAUGGACCUUUCAAGGCUCUAUGGCUCACAGACCAUCCAAUCAUAUUUGGGCAAGUCCCUGGGUACUAUGCCCCCGCACGUAUUCGCUAUUGCCGACAAAGCGUACAGAGAUAUGAAAGUCUUGAAAACCUGUCAGUCGAUAAUCGUCAGUGGUGAGUCAGGGGCCGGUAAAACCGAGUCGACCAAGUAUAUUCUCAAGUACCUAACCGAAUGCUGGGGUACCAAAGCCGGUCCAAUCGAACAAAGGAUUGUAGAAUCGAACCCACUUCUAGAAGCAUUCGGAAACGCCAAAACAAUGCGGAACAACAACUCCAGCAGAUUCGGCAAGUUUGUCGAAAUACACUUCGAUGCCAAGAACUUUGUUUGCGGCGGCUUCAUAAGCCACUACUUGCUGGAAAAAUCUAGGAUAUGCAUCCAGAACGACGAAGAACGUAACUACCACAUCUUCUACCGCAUGUGUGCUGGAGCCCCUGAAGCCCUUAGACAGCAGUUGAAGUUGGGGACGCCUGAUUCCUUUGCUUACCUAAAUAAAGGAUGCACCCAAUACUUUUGCUCCAAGCAAACUCUGCAGAACCUCGGACAGAACAGAAUGAGUAAAAUGUUUCAAUCGAAAGGUGGCCUCUCCGACAUCCAACUGGAUGACGUCAGAGAUUUCCAGUUGACCGAUCAGGCCAUGAGUCACAUGGGGCUCAGUGAGGAGGAGAAGUGCUCCAUUUAUGGAGUGGUGGCGGGGGUCUUGCACCUGGGGAAUGUCCAGUUCGAAGAAAAUUUGGAGUCCAAGGGGGGUUGUAAGGUGACUCAAUCCACCGAGCAGUCCCUGGCAAUCGCCUCCCAACUCUUGGGAUGUGAGCAGGACGAGUUGAAGAGGGCACUUGUUUGCCGGGCCAUGCAGACUGCCAAGGGUGGAAAAACCGGAACCAUCAUCCAGGUGCAACUAAAAUCCGGAGAAGCCCAAAAUGCUCGCGAUGCACUCGCCAAAAGUUUGUACUCGAAACUUUUCGACUACAUCGUACUCAGAGUGAAUCAGUCUCUCCCAUUCCAAUCGUCCAAAUCCUACAUUGGCAUCUUGGAUAUCGCAGGAUUUGAAUAUUUCCAGACAAAUAGCUUCGAGCAGUUCUGUAUAAACUAUUGCAAUGAAAAACUUCAGCAAUUUUUUAACAAUCGCAUUUUGAAAGAGGAACAAGCGUUAUACGAGAAGGAAGGAUUGAAAGUUAAAAAGAUCAACUACAUCGACAACCAGGAUUGCAUUGAUUUGAUUGAAACCAAAUCCAUUGGAAUAUUCGACAUUCUGGACGAAGAAAACAAACUCCCAAGACCUUCACACACCCACUUCACGAUGGAAGUUCAUAAUAAAAACAAGAACCACUACAGACUCAAUGUUCCGCGGAAAUCCGUCUUGAAGAUUCACAGGGAGGUCCGGGACGAAGAGGGAUUCCUUAUAAGGCAUUACGCCGGAGCCGUCUGUUACCACACUGCCCAAUUCAUAGAGAAGAACAACGAUGCUCUGCACGCCUCGCUGGCCGUUCUCGUGGUUGAGAGCAAGAACAAAUUGGUAAAGAAGUUGUUCGAGGGACAGGAAGCGGAAAAGGUUGGAAAGUUGACGUUCAUUAGCAUCGGAAGCAAGUUCAGGAGCCAGCUGCAGCAGCUUAUGGAGAAGCUUUGUAGUACGGGUACGAACUUCAUAAGAUGCAUCAAGCCAAAUGUUAAGAUGGUGGAUCACCUUUUUGAGGGCAAUCAGAUACUCACUCAACUGCAGUGCUCCGGAAUGACCACGGUCCUGGAGCUGAUGCAGCAGGGUUUUCCAUCACGAACGCAAUUCCAGGACCUAUACAACAUGUACAAGCAGUUCAUGCCGGCUGAGAUAUCCAGACUCCAUCCGAGAAUGUUUUGCAAGGCUCUCUUCAAAGCAUUGGGACUUAAUGAAAACGACUUUGCCUUUGGAAACACGAAGAUUUUCUUCCGCCCAGGAAAAUUCGCCGAAUUCGACCAAGUUAUGAAGUCCGAUCCAGAAAACUUGGCCCAGUUGAUUCGCAAGGUUAAGAAGUGGCUGAUCUGUGCGAGGUGGCGAAAGGCCCAGUGGUGUGCACUCAGUGUCAUCAAAUUGGACAGAAAGAUUAAGUACAGGCAGAGGUUACUUGGCCUCGUCCAAUCAACGAUAAGAGGAUGGAGAGCAAGGAAAGAUUUCAGACCGAGAAUCAAGGCUUUGACCAAGGUCAAGACCUUACUCCACCAGAUAUCCGACUUGAAACAGCUAGCAUCUCAACUGAAAAAGGACAAAGAUAGUACCCUAAAGAAAGUGGCUGGAGUUGAAAAAGAAAUUUUGGAUAGCAGGGCUGUGAUUCAGAACCUCUCGACAAAACUGACGCCAAAAGAUUUGGAAAGAAUGUGUGAGAACAACUUGCGGAGCGUGGAUUCGAACCUGGUCGAGUUGAGAAAAUUGGUUGAAAAGGAGAAGGUAGCAGCCGAGCAAGAGAGGUUGAAGAAAAUUCAGGAGGAAAUGGAGAGAGAGAAGAAACGAAAGGAAGAGGAAGAAAGAAUGAUGAGGGAGGCAGAUGAUGAAAAGAAAAAGAGGUUGCAAAUGGAGGCGAACAGAAGAAAAGAGGAAGAGGAUUUCAAGAAGUUCCAAGCGUCUGAGAUGAAAAACGCUGAAGCCAAUAAAAAACAGAAUGAGAAAGCUGAAUCUGAAAAUAUUUUGAGACAGCAGCAGUUGGAUCAGGAGCGGUUGGAUAGGGAGUUGGCACUGAGGAUAGUUUCAGAGGACUCCAACAUGCUGGAUGAUGGAUCGAUUGUGAGAUCAAGCCUUCUGCAGAGAUCUACUUCGAAGUCCAAAUAUGACUUUUCCAAGCACACAUACGCCCAACUCAGAGACGCCAUCAACACCUCGUGUGACAUGGAGUUGAUAAAUGCUUGCAAAGAAGAAUUUCACAGACGUCUGAAGGUUUAUCACGACUGGAAGACAAAGACCAGUAACAACAAGUCGUUCGGUGGGGGCGUGCCUAAAAGUUUGGCUCCUCCCAGUUCUUUGGCCGCUGUGGCUAGCAAACUUCCGCCGGCAGCCGACAAUCAGCAGCGCUUCUUCAAGAUCGCCUUCACAAAACCCUCCGAUGAAAAUCGCGACGGCAUUGAAGCUAGAGGCUGGUGGUGGGCACAUUUUGACGGGAAGUGGAUUGCCAGGCAAAUGGAGAUGCAUAUCGGGAUGAAGCCGCUGCUACUCAUAGCCGGCCUGGACGACAUGAAGAUGUGUGAGAUGGCUCUGGAGGAGACGGGGCUGACCCGGAAACGGGGUGCCGAAAUCCUGGAGAAAGAUUUUGAGGAGGAAUGGAAUAAACACGGCGGUGCGGCCUAUCUCAAAAACAACAUCAAACUCGUCUCGUCGAAGUUUCUCAAGAUGAAAUUGAGCGCCAAGUGAUCCGCUUACCGGUUAAAGCUACUUCCGGUUUGAGCUAUUUCCGGUUGAGGCUAUUUCCGGUUUAAGCUAUUUCCGGUUUAAGAUAUUUCUGGUUUUACAUGUGGUGGUUUUGGAUUUUGUAAUUGUGACAAAAGAAUUUGUUUCGAUGAUCCAUAUUUUGGAAGGUUUUGGGUUAUUAGAGGGGAGUUGUUUUUUUUUAGAAUUUUAAAAUAAAUAUUUCCUAAUUUUUUUAAAGAUUACGAAUUAUUGAAAGUGAAAGCUAACAAUUAUACAAUUAAUUCAUCUCAUUUUCAUCAUUGUAGAUCUAACUUUAACGUUUUUAUGUCUUCGGUGGUUUCUGUAUGGAAUUUUGAAUUUUUAAAACAGGCGAAUGUUCGCAUGUUUUUGCCGAAUUUUAUUAAAUAAAUAAAUUGAUGAUAUAAUGAAUAAA